UUGGAUAUUCAUACUUCAACAGCACCGUCACAAUGGCCGCUAUUCUUGUUCUGCUUUUGCUCACAAUUGGUCUGACCUACACGAGCGCGGAGGUCCGCUUGGUCCAACCAGCUUCCGAGUCCACAACACCUGGAGAAACUGUUCGCCUGACCUGUACAGUCCACGGAAUCAGCCUUUCAAAAAGAUAUGUUCAUUGGUACCACCAGAAACGGGACAGCGCCCCAAGGUUUAUUCUGUAUGGGACUGAUAACAGAGGUGAGGGUAUCCCGGACAGAUUUACCGGCUUAGAAGAAGAAUCAACCAACGUGGGAUAUUUGACCAUCGCUAACGUGCAGCCGGAGGACGCUGGCGAUUAUUACUGUUGCUCAUAUGACGUUAGCGACAUCGGGUACUUCGGGAGCGGAACCAGGCUAAAUAUUCCGAGUCGUCAGCCAAAGAAGCCCACAGUGUUGCUCCUCCCCCCAUCGGAACAGCAGAUUGCGACAGCCAACGAGGCGACGCUGGUGUGUAUGGUCAGUCAUUUCUACCCGGAGUCGGUGACGUUGGUGUGGAGUGUGGACGGCGAAGUCAGGCAGACCGGCAUCCAGACGAGCUCAACCCUACAGGACUCUGACCAGACGUACAGUGUAAGCAGUUACCUCACCCUGCCAGCUUCUGAGUGGACCUCACACGAGCUUUACUCCUGCGGAGUGCAACACCAGACCCUCAGCUCCACACUUGAGCAAAGCAUCACGAAAUCAAGCUGCAUGUGAUGAAGAUGUUAAAAUGCUUUAUUGUUAAAAACAUAUUUUCUGUAUUAUUGUUUAAAAAAAAACUUUCUGCUGUUCCUUGAUAUGAAUUU
Molecule: messenger RNA, 841 nt
Organism: Hemiscyllium ocellatum (epaulette shark)
Lineage: Eukaryota; Metazoa; Chordata; Chondrichthyes; Orectolobiformes; Hemiscylliidae
Product: immunoglobulin lambda-1 light chain-like
Exons: 3
Coding region: 33-752 (239 amino acids)
Source: RefSeq, a predicted model, not a curated record